AUGGUUGCACUCUUCUCCCCGGAUUCAAAGUAUCGCUGCAGCGGAGUACUACUCUCGAAGCGCUGGGUUCUUACUGCUGCACAUUGUGACAUAACCACCUCCUGGACCGCUUUGAUUGCCGGCCGCCAAGCUUCAUCGGGAGCGCCCCGAGGCAUUUCGGCCGUCUACCUCGCAGAUUCUCCAGGCUUCACUGUGGAAGUCAGAGAUUCAGCUCUUCUUAAACUCUCCCAGGAUGCCCCGCCUAUUGCUAAGUUCAUCUCGAUCAACGCAGAUCCUCGGCUUCCUCCUGUUCAAGCUUUUGUAAGAAUCGUUGGCUACGGUCGUGAAAUAGAGGGGGAGGAAGUGUCGGACAACAAGCUCCGACAGGUCGACAUCCCCGUCACUACAUUUUCUUUUUGCAAAAGUGUUUUCAAUACCAUCACCGAAGAUAAGGUUUGCGCCGGGUAUGCUAAUGGUGCUUGUGACUCGUGCCAGGGUGACAGCGGAGGUCCUGUCCUUCUCUACGACAGCAAUCGCAGACCCAUCGUUGUGGCAACGGUCUCCUCAGGUAUUGGUUGUGCACGGCCCGCAAUCCCGGGCGUCUACAUGCGCACGUCCGCCAUAAUCGACUGGGCUACCAGCGUCGGCGCCGAAUUCAGCAUUGCAGGGGAUGCCGACAUCAUCCUAGACGACACUCCCCCGCUCUCUCCUUUACCGAAACCAUCCCCACGACCAUCCUCAACCGUAUUCCCAACCCCUUCCAACUUACCCCUUCCGACGGUAUGCCCUGUUGUGUUACCGCCGCAUCCUCCCCUACCGCAAUCUGCACCCCGCAUUGUUGGUGGAAGCUUGUCCUCCUCCCUCACGGCAAGUUACAUAGCUUCCAUCAGUUCUUCAAGCGAGUACCGCUGCUCAGGCGUGCUUAUAUCCAGACGUUGGAUUCUAACUACGGCAGGAUGCCGCGUCGAGAAGUCAUGGGUCGUGAGGUUGGGGGGUCUCACCGCACUUUCUGGAGAGGAACGCAGCAUCGACCGCAUCCUUGUUCCUACGCAAACAAACUUGACUUUCCCGACAGGCUUUUCCGAGGAUAUUGCCAUCGUCAGACUGACAAAGGAUGCUCCGAAUACUGCCAUUUUCGCGAAGCUUAACGGCAAUGCGAAUAUACCUGAAAGUAAUGCUUUCGCGCGUGCAGUAGGAUAUGGCCGAACGGAUCCUGUAGGGGUUGGCCGCGGGGGCGAAGACUUGAGACAAGUUGACGUACCAAUUGCACAAAGGAAUAACUGUUACAAAGCUUAUGAGUGGAUGACCACAGACAGAGUUUGUGCUGGAUAUCGUGAAGGCGGGUGUGAUGCUUGUUUCGGUGAUGGUGGUGGCCCACUUCUGCAGUUUGACAAGAACAAUGACCCGGUUGUUGUUGGCUUAUCUUCUGGUGGUUUGGGAUGUGCUUUGCCAGAUUUUCCGGGGGUGUAUAUGCAGGUCGCGCCCUUCCUGUCUUGGAUGCAAAGUGUAGGGGCGGACUUCACAGUCACCCGAAGUGCAGUCCAAGUCUCCAACUUAACACCGCCGUCGCCGAAGCCAGGAUCGGACGACGUCACAGCCACCCCAUCAGCUCCGCCCAUCCCUACCGGAAUAAGACCAUCCCUGGAACCGCCCUCCCCGGGCAAUACUACGGGAUCGGAGUGCCCCACAAUACUCCCUCAACUUGCACCGAAGAACAAGGACCGCAUACUUGGUGGCGCUCAAUCAUCCGAGAAAGCAGCAAGAUACAUGGCCGCGCUAUGGGAUACAGGCGGCAUGUACCGAUGCUCAGGCAUUCGUUUAUCCCGUCGUUGGGUGCUCACAGCCGGAGUCACAUGUGGAGUGACAAAGGAAUGGACUGUGACUUUAGGCCAAACGACGACGGCUUCCGGAAGAAAGUUUUCAAUCGUGGAGGUAUUCAAUGCAUCGAAUGGCACAGAUUUCAAGGAGAUAACGUUGAUACGGCUGACAGACAUCGUCUUCCCCGCGCCGAGUUUCGCACGGGUAAACAUAGAUAUGGCUGUGCCUGCCGCAAAUUCGUACGCCCGAGUUCUGGGGUACGGAGCCAUGGAGGUUGCAAAUUUUGCUCCAGACGGACUGCAACUACGGCAAGUCGAUCUUCCAGUUUCUUCCAUGGACGAAUGUCGGGAGGCAUGGCAAGCGGACUUUCUCUUUGCCAACCUCGUCUGUGCGGGAUAUACAACCAGAGACUGUGGAAUAUGCUGGAGAGAUGAAGGCGGUCCAUUGAUACAGUUUGAUGAACAGAAUCGCCUCGUUGUUGUCGGCGCAGCUUUUGCCAAUGUCGAGUGCGGAACAGCGGGGGUUCCAAGUCUGUUUGCUAAGACCGCGUCAGUUGUUGAGUGGAUGAGAGACAUUGGCGUAGAUUUUAUUGCGUCUGGCUCGGUGAAGUCAGUUUUUGGUCCUGGAGAGAUUUCAUCGUAAGGAGAGAGCCGUUGACUUCCAAAUUGUCAUGUCCAGAUCUGAGGCCCGAUCUCGUCAGGCCGAUCGGGAGCUCCAUAGUAGUCGGUGCAUCAUCACCAUUCUGAAGUCUUUUGUCAUCUUCAUUUUGUCACUACGGCUUUGUUCGCGAACGCGAGAAGCUUCUCUCUCUUCUCGCUUGCCGCCCAAUGGAGUCGAAUGUAUAACCCUUGAAUAAGGGGGGCAAUAGACGCAAUGCUGUCUCUCCAAGGAUUGUCUGUCUGGAACAAAACAAAUUCUCAGAUGAAACUGAAGCGCAACCAGGCUUUGGAAUUUUCCGUUUAUACUUCCCCAUUCAACUUGGGUUGUGCAAGAGGCCUUUUCGUUGCCGGACUUUGGUACAGUAGGUUAUGUGCGUCUUUGCCAGGUCUCCGAAUUUUUUAUAGAGAAUAAGUUUCUGACGAGGAAGCCGUACUGUACUGUAGGUGGAUGUAUUUUGUCACGGAAGUAGCCGUAGAGGACAGAGUGAACAUUACAGUAGCUCCUGUCUCAGGAAGGAGCGUAAAGUUGUAACUGCGUUAA
Molecule: messenger RNA, 2997 nt
Organism: Chondrus crispus (carragheen)
Lineage: Eukaryota; Rhodophyta; Florideophyceae; Gigartinales; Gigartinaceae
Exons: 2
Coding region: 1-2439 (812 amino acids)
Biological process (GO): proteolysis
Molecular function (GO): serine-type endopeptidase activity
Source: RefSeq, a predicted model, not a curated record